AUGGGCACAGCGGCCGAGGUGAUGGCGCAUGGUGUCUGCGUUGGCCAGAUCACCGAGAUCACCAUGCAACCAGAUUUAGAACUGUGUCGCAAGGUAUUUGAUCCUUCUCCCUCUCUCUCCUUUGUUUUUUUUGCUGGUUCUCAGCUCUCUUCAUCUUUUUCAUCCAUAAAGAGGUGUCUUUCAUAAUGUUGUAGCUCUAGCCUUCGUUUCGUCGUUGUUUAAUAUCAGUCGGCCCUGUCAUCCUUCCUUCAUCUUUCCCUUUGCAUUCUGCAAGGUAAACAAGGAGACUUUUAAGAAGCAAUUGCACUUGGCAGCGAAAGGAGGAAUUGAUGGGAGGGAUUGCUCCACAAUCUACAAAUUUUUGUACGCGUUGGCGUUCAAUGGUGAAAACGGCUCGGUCCUCACGUUCGCCGAAGCCAAUCAACUCGUUCUGAUGGUGAAGAGCGCUGAGCUGGGUGACGCUGAUAAGAUGCGC
Messenger RNA from Amoebophrya sp. A25, 475 nucleotides. The record is from the annotation of a GenBank genome assembly. Lineage: Eukaryota; Dinophyceae; Syndiniales; Amoebophryaceae.